ACAUCACCGUCAAGAAUUUUCAGCGGAGAAUCGACCGCACAGCUGAGCCGACGCGAAUACUGGGCCUAGUAUAAAUAACAAUGUCCAAAUCAACCGAGAACGUCGAAACGAAGCUAAAAAUCCUUGCACUGCACGGCUACCGCCAGAAUGCGGAUUCGUUUAAAGGGAAGCUGGGUUCUUUUCGAAAGUUUGUUAGCAAGUACGCAGAAUUUGUGUUUGCUUCGGCGCCCCAUCCGGCACCACCGCUUGAAGCUGGAACCGACCCUGAUCCAAGUCAACGCAGUUGGUGGUUUAAUAAGGAAGAUCGGACGUUUAAAGGCACCAAUGAAGGUGGCCCCGCAUACGGAUUUGAAGAAAGUUUAAAGCUGCUGGAGAAAACGUGGGAAGCGGAAGGUUGCCAUGGGUUACUAGGAUUCUCUCAAGGGGCCUGUUUUGCCGGAUUACUGUGUGAUCUAAGUGCUCGAGGGAUGACCACCAUUAAGCCACAAUUCGCAGUGCUCGCGUCUGGUUUCCGGUCAGGAAGUUUAGUGCACUUGAAUUACUAUGAAAAUAAGGUGCAGAUUCCAUCGCUGCAUAUUUUCGGGGAAACGGAUGAAAUCAUUACCAAGGAUAUGAGUGUCGCUCUUUCGGAAACCUUUCUCGAGCCGGAAAUUGUAACGCAUCCCGGUGGACAUUACUUUCCUGCACAAGCAUCCAUGAAACAAAUGUACGUUGAUUUCUUUCGUGACCAACUUCAGAAUCAUCUAGAAGCGAAAGAAUUGCAAAACGCCACGGAGGAAAAUAGCUUUCACGUUGCCGACGAAGUGACUCCAGAAAUGGACCAACAAUUAGCGGGCAGUGAUUCGGACUCAGACUAA
Anopheles coustani is the source of this 857-nucleotide messenger RNA. RefSeq names its product esterase AGAP003155. Bases 81 to 857 code for a protein of 258 amino acids. The transcript is spliced from 2 exons. The record is from RefSeq and is a predicted model, not a curated record. Gene Ontology annotation, biological process: response to retinoic acid. Gene Ontology annotation, cellular component: cytoplasm; nucleus. NCBI's taxonomy places the organism in Eukaryota, Metazoa, Arthropoda, Insecta, Diptera, Culicidae.